AUGGAUUUCUCCAACCUCAAAGACCAGGUCAGCAACAUGUCGUUGUAUGACCUCAAGGCUGGUGUGCGCAAGGUGCAAAAUGCCGUCAUGAACUAUACCGAAAUGGAAUCCAAGGUUCGGGAAGCUACAAACAAUGAGCCCUGGGGUGCGUCGACCACGUUGAUGCAGGAGAUCGCCAAUGGAACACACAGCUAUCAAUUGCUCAAUGAGAUUAUGCCCAUCAUCUACAAGCGAUUCACCGACAAGGCUGCCGAGGAGUGGCGACAGAUCUACAAGAGUCUUCAGCUCCUCGAGUUCCUUGUGAAAAACGGUUCGGAGCGGAUCGUCGAUGAUGCACGAUCCCACCUGUCCCUCAUCCGGAUGCUUCGGCAAUUCCACUAUAUCGACAUGAAUGGCAAGGAUCAGGGUAUUAACGUGCGCAACCGAUCAUCUGAAUUGGUGAAACUCUUGGGCGAUGUCGAUCAAAUCCGCGCCGAGCGAAAGAAAGCCAAGAAUAACCGCAACAAGUUCAGUGGAUUCGAGGGUGGCAUGGGUGCCGGCGGAGGUGGAAUGUCCAGCUCCGGUCGCUACGGAGGCUUCGGCAGUGAUAGCAUGGGCUAUGGUGGAUACAGCGGUGGUGUGUUUGGAGAUGGCGGCGGUUUCGGUGGCCAAUCUCCCAGCGACUUCCAAGACACCGGGCGACGAACCAGCAAAUUCGAUGAAUAUGACGAGUAUGAUGAAGGGGACGCACCCGCGCGCUCGCGCGAGCCUGCUACCCGAGCGAAGCCCCCAGCAAAGAAGCCGGAGCCAGCUCCCGCACCUGUCGCAGAUCUCUUUGACUUUGGCGACGACGACGAGCCUGUGACCACAACUUCCACCGCCGCCGGAAAGCAGCCCGCCGGUAGUGCUCUUAACAUGCUUGACCCAACCCCAGCUGACGAUGACGACUUUGACGACUUCCAAUCCGCAACUCCUGCCCCCCAGGCUGCUCAACCCUCGGCUAACCAGUUCGCUAUCCCGCCACCAGCUUCAACUGCCAGCACGACUGCUAGCACACAAUUUGUUGCGCCUCAGCCGAUCUCUGCCUCGCAGGGCGCCAACAUCAACGGCCUGGUUGGAUUCACUUCGGCGACCCCUACCCCUACGUCCAGCGGGCUUACCUCUCCCAUGCAGGCUCCGAUCCAGCAGUCCAAGCCAGCAGGCUACCAAGCUGCCACUCCCAAUUACUUCACUUCCGUCUCCAUCAACCCCCAGCCCGGCUCUUCCCACGCCGCAUCCCCGUCUCUGUCCUCUAUGACCUCCCCCACAGCAAAGCCCGCCGCUCCGGCAGCCAAGAAGCCCUCCGGCGACGCCUUUGGCUCGCUAUGGUCCACUGCCAGCGCCAGCGCCGGUAUUCAAAAAACCAACACCGGCAGCAACAAGGGCCCUAACCUCAACAGCAUGGCCAAGGAGAAGGCCAGCGCUGGCAUUUGGGGCACCCCCAGCACCAGCCAGAACCAGAACCAGCAGCAGCAGCAGCAGCAGAAGCCAUCCAGCUCGGCCUUUGAUGACUUGCUCGGCUGA
Messenger RNA from Penicillium brevicompactum, 1542 nucleotides. Its product is annotated as ENTH domain-containing protein. Gene Ontology annotation, biological process: Golgi to endosome transport; endocytosis. Bases 1 to 1542 code for a protein of 513 amino acids. The record is from RefSeq and is a predicted model, not a curated record. Gene Ontology annotation, cellular component: endosome; plasma membrane; clathrin vesicle coat. The transcript has 5 exons. Gene Ontology annotation, molecular function: clathrin binding; phospholipid binding. Lineage: Eukaryota; Fungi; Ascomycota; Eurotiomycetes; Eurotiales; Aspergillaceae.